Molecule: messenger RNA, 1857 nt
Organism: Knipowitschia caucasica
Lineage: Eukaryota; Metazoa; Chordata; Actinopteri; Gobiiformes; Gobiidae
Source: the annotation of a GenBank genome assembly
AUGGAGGAGGUCAGUGAUGGAGGAGGUCCAGUGAAGGAGGAGGUCAGUGAAGAUGGAGGAGGUCCAAAGGAGCCGCUGGACGCCAUCUUGAGGCGUCUGCAGGAGGACGUGGUGACUUUUGUCAAAGAGCAGCUGCAGAGGAUCCAAAGGCUCCUGGCCUCAGAUUACCCAGAAUGCUCUGAAAGUGAGGUGCAGAGCAGAGAGGUUCUGAACAUCGCCCUGGACUUCCUGAGGAGGAUGAAGCAGGAUGAGCUGGUCCAGCGCCUGCAGAGCAGAAGCACUGUUGGAGUUUGUAGAGAUGAACUGAAGAAGCAGCUGCAGCAGAAGUUCAGCCGUGUGUUUGAGGGCGUGGCUAAAGCAGGAGACUCCGCCCCCCUGACCCAGAUCUACACAGAGCUCUACAUCACAGAGGGCGGGGCCUCAGAGGUCAACCAGGAACAUGAGACCUUCUACAGCUCUGGACACAACCUGCUGAAGACACCGCAGUCCUCUGAGAACCUGCUGAAGACACCACAGUCCUCUGAGAACCUGCUGAAGACACCACAGUCCUCUGAGAACCUGCUGAAGACACCACAGUCCUCUGAGAACCUGCUGAAGACACCGCAGUCCUCUGAGAACCUGCUGAAGACACCACAGUCCGCUGAGAACCUGCUGAAGACACCGCAGUCCUCUGAGAACCUGCUGAAGACACCACAGUCCGCUGAGAACCUGCUGAAGACACCGCAGUCCUCUGAGAACCUGCUGAAGACACCACAGUCCUCUGAGAACCUGCUGAAGACACCACAGUCCUCUGAGAACCUGCUGAAGACACCGCAGUCCGCUGAGAACCUGCUGAAGACACCGCAGUCCUCUGAGUCUGUGAGAACCUUCUACCGCUGUGCUGUGGACCAGGCCUUACAGAGUCCAAACGGACACCUGGACCUGUUCCUGCGCUUCCUCCUGGGGCUGUCUCUGCCGACCAAUCAGAGGCUGCUGUCAGACUCAGACCUGCAGGACUUUGACCUGAGGAAAUACCCGGCCUCAGAGACCGCUCUCCUGGGUCUGCUGCCGGUGGUCAGAGCCUCCACCAAAGCCCUGUUGAGGGACAGUGGACUGUCCCCUCACAGCUGUGGUCCUCUGGCCUCAGUCCUCAGCUCCUCCAGUCUCACACACCUGGAUCUGAGUAACAACGACCUCCAGGACUCAGGAGUAGAGCUGCUGUGUUCUGGACUGACGAGCGCCCCCUGUGGACUGCACACUCUCAGGCUGUCUGGAUGUCUGAUCUCAGAGAGGGGCGGGGCUGCUCUGGCCUCAGCUCUAAGCCCCGCCCCCUCCCAUCUGAGAGAGUUGGACCUGAGCUACAACCAUCCAGGAGGUUCAUCAGAGCUGCUGAAGGCUCUACAGGACGACCCACACUGCCCCCUGCAGGAACUCAGGUUGGAUCCUGCUGGAGAACAGUGGAUGGUUCCAGGUCUGAGGAAGUAUUCCUGUGAGUUUUCUCUGGAUCCAAACUCGGCUCACAGAAUCCUCAAACUGUCUGAGGACAAACGGACAGUGACCAGAGGGACAGAGGAGCAGCAGUGUCCAGGGCAUCAGGACAGAUUUACAGACCAGCCACAGGUCCUGAGCAGCACUGGCCUGAGGGGGCGCUGUUACUGGGAGGUGACCUGGACCAGGAGGAGCUGGGAGGAGGUCAUUGAGAUCGCAGUCGAGUGUCUGUGUUCCUGGACUCUGAGGCUGGAUCUCUGUCCUUCUAUCAUGUCCUCUCUGAUGGAGAACUGUCCCACCUCCACACCUUCACCUCCUCCUUCUCUGAGCCUGUGUUCCCUGGGUUUGGACUUGGGUCUGAAGGUUGCUCUGUGUCUGUGGUGGAUCUGA